Hydractinia symbiolongicarpus is the source of this 1462-nucleotide messenger RNA. Its product is annotated as heterogeneous nuclear ribonucleoprotein A0-like. Lineage: Eukaryota; Metazoa; Cnidaria; Hydrozoa; Anthoathecata; Hydractiniidae. The transcript has 4 exons. Gene Ontology annotation, molecular function: RNA binding. The record is from RefSeq and is a predicted model, not a curated record. Bases 24 to 1148 code for a protein of 374 amino acids.
GCAACUUUUGACUCCCUAUCCUAAUGUCCAGACCCCUUCGCAUUAAUCCUCUUUCGUUCACAGUACCUCUCCCGUUGGGUUGGUGUUUACUUGUAGGAAGAGUGAAAAAUAAGAACAUGUCUGACGAAGUUUCGACUGAAAACACAAUUGUUUCUGAGCAGCAGGAAACGGAGGAACAAAAACCAGUUCCUGAAGAAGCUGCUCCAAUCGACACAAACGAAGGGGAAACUGUCCCAAGCACUGAAACUGUCCCAAGCACUGAAACUGCCCCAAGCACUGAAACAAAAGAGGAACCUAAAACUGAACCCAAACCUGAACCCGAACCUGAGUCGGAUGAUGAGGAAAUAGAGUAUGUUUGCCCACCAGAGUUUGAUGAGCGAGAGGAAAUGAGGAAAAUGUUUGUAGGUGGUCUUGAUAAGGAAACUCAGGACGAAGAUUUUAAGGCACUGUUCAGUACUUUUGGUGAAAUAAGUGAUUCUUUAGUAAUACGAAAAGAAAGUAAUAAAUCUGAUAGAUUAUUUGGUUUCAUUACAUUUUCUAAAUGCGACGAGUUGGAGGAGUGUUUAUUGGCAAGACCACAUAAAUAUAAGGAUAAAGAAUUAGAUGUUAAAAGGGCAGUUCCAAGAGGACAAGAUGAUUCCACUGGGCACUUUAAAGUUAAAAAGUUGCAUGUUGCAAAUGUCCCUGCAGAUUUUACAGAAAAACAACUUAAGAAAUACUUAAAAGCUAGACACCCUGCUAAGUAUGGUAACUUUGAACAAAUAAAUUUGUUGAAGGCAAAGGAUGAACAAGGAAAUCCUACCGAUAAAAACCGUGGAUUUGGUUUCAUAACAGUUUCCACAGAAGAUUUUGCAGAUCGUAUUGCUAUUGCUGAAACUAAAUUUACCCUUGAUGGUCAUAUGAUGCGUAUAAGCAAAGCGAAACCAAGAAAUCCUGAUGGUGCUGUUCAGGGUCGAUUUAGAGGUGGAAGGGGUGGUCAUUAUGGCCAAGGUGGAUGGGGUGACUGGACUGGUUAUGAUGGUUAUUAUGGUUAUGGUGGAUACGGCGGGUAUGGUGGGUAUGGUACAGGAUAUGAUUAUUAUGGAGCAGGAUAUGGUUAUGGGCCUGCAAGAAGUGGUCGAGGUGGUGGAAGAUUUCAGCCAUAUUAAAGGGGAAAAUACAACGGCUUAUACUUAGCGUCUUACCUCAUUGAAGUCGUACAAUUACUUAAGUGCAACGAGUCAAGAGUUCGAACUGCUUUAUCACUAACUUCUGGGACUAGUCGCUCAAUUCGAAUCUUGAAAGUCGUUAAAUUAUCUUGCUCUGAAAGCCAGUGGUUAUACAAAUAGCUGUGAAAGGAAUCUCAAAUAGCGAAAAAUAAUUUAGUGGAAAAAGACCGUAAUGAAGUGUGAUUUGUUAAAAGUUUUUUUUACUUUAUAAUAUAGCUUAAAUGUGGUAAGAAUAAAACACUCGAAAGUUACAA